AAAAGAGACUCAUUCCAUCUUGUUGUACUCUUAUGCUUACAAGGUAAAACUACUAGUUACGGCUUCAGUGGAGGUAUGACACGAUCCGGUCGCCCAUGUUGGACCUGGUGUCGAAUUUACCAGCAGUAGGAUCUACUUGGAUUCUUUCACGAUUUUUGUCAGAACCUACCAUAUUCAGUGAUGUUGCAUAUGUCUUACCUCAGACAGCUGAUAACUGGAUUCAAUAAAUCCUCAACAUAUAAAUCUUGGAGAAGAAGCUUGGAGGAGCGUGCUACCUCGUUAUAUAUCCCAGUAACUGUCUUCAUAUUCUGCAGCCUGCCAAGCGAUCAAAGGCUUGGUUUUGGAUUUUCUUCACUGGCAGUAAUAUCAUCUCAAGUGCUUCAAGCGUUCGAUGUCGCAGUCAUCAUAAAUGAUGGUGCAUUAAAGAAAGAAGAAUUUAGAGGAUUGCUGAUGGAAAUUUCACCUGCAAUAGUCAAAAAGAAAGAUGUAAAGGAAUGGCUAUUAUUAAAAUUUAUGAUGCAAAACUUGGAAGAGAGCUUAGAGAAGGAUGGGCAAGUGGACGUUAUCCAAUUUUCUUUGGAUCACAAAAUGGCAGCAGUAGCCAAAGAACUGAGUAUCUCUAUUUCAACAGCAAGAAAUCUCAUCAAAAAGAGGUUUAUUAGCUUACAUCAGUAGAUAGAAGCCUUUAGAUCAGUUAAUUGGUGAAAGAAGGCUCACAAUGUGAUACAUUUAUUCUGACCACGC
Messenger RNA from Rhizopus microsporus ATCC 52813, 744 nucleotides. RefSeq lists its product as uncharacterized. The transcript has a single exon. NCBI's taxonomy places the organism in Eukaryota, Fungi, Mucoromycota, Mucoromycetes, Mucorales, Rhizopodaceae. The record is from RefSeq and is a predicted model, not a curated record. Bases 190 to 675 code for a protein of 161 amino acids.